Molecule: messenger RNA, 2844 nt
Organism: Monodelphis domestica (gray short-tailed opossum)
Lineage: Eukaryota; Metazoa; Chordata; Mammalia; Didelphimorphia; Didelphidae
Product: cytochrome P450 2J2-like
Biological process (GO): xenobiotic metabolic process
Cellular component (GO): cytoplasm; intracellular membrane-bounded organelle
Molecular function (GO): heme binding; iron ion binding; oxidoreductase activity, acting on paired donors, with incorporation or reduction of molecular oxygen, reduced flavin or flavoprotein as one donor, and incorporation of one atom of oxygen
Source: RefSeq, a predicted model, not a curated record
GUCCACCCUAUCAGCAGCAACAAGGGAGAAACAGCUGGAGCUUUGUCUCUCCACUCCAGCUCUGCUCAGGGUGGCCCUAUUGCUGCUGUGGCUCCUGCAAGAAGAGCAGGAGAAAUAUCUUGGCUUGGCUGGCCUUGGUGCUGGAGCUGGGAAAGAUGCAGUUCCCUUCUCUUUGGGAAGGAGCCUCCCUGAAGAGCCUCCUCCUCUUCUCUGCUGUCUUCCUGAUGCUAGCAAGUUAUCUGCAGAGGAGGAGGCGGCACCCCAACUACCCCCCCGGCCCUUUUCAGCUGCCCUUCCUGGGCAACUUCUUUCACAUGGACCAUAAAAAUCCCCAUAUGGCCUUCUACCAGCUUGCCAAGAAAUAUGGAAAUAUUUUCUCCUUGGAACUUGUUGGUUGUCCUGUUAUAGUCGUAACUGGAUUGUCACUGAUAAAGGAAGUCCUGGUCAACCAAGGCCAGGUGUUUGUUGAUCGACCCCACACUCCUUUGCGGUCUUAUGUCUUUAAAAAACUUGGCUUAAUCAUGUCUAAUGGUCAAGAGUGGAAAGAUCAAAGAAGAUUUACUUUAAUGACCCUAAGGAAUUUUGGCUUGGGAAAGAGGACCCUGGAACUUCGAAUUCAGGAAGAGGCUAUGUACCUCACUGAGGCUAUCAGGGAAGAAAAAGGACAGCCCUUUGACCCCCACUUUCAGAUCAACAAUGCUGUUUCCAAUAUCAUCUGUUCUGUCACUUUCGGGAAUCGCUUUGAGUACCAUGAUUCCCAGUUUCGGGAGUUGUUGAAGAUCUUGGAUGAAGCCAUGAUGCUUCAAACCAAGUGGGAGUGUCAGUUCUUCGAAAUGUUUCCUCGGAUAAUGAAAUUCUUGCCAGGAGCUCACAAGAAGCUCUUUAGAGAAUGGAAGAAGCUGGAGUCUUUUGUAUUGGAUAUAAUCAGACAACACAAGGAAAACCCAAACUCAGAGGAAGCUCAGGACUUCAUUGAAGCUUACCUGACUGAGCUGUCCAAGGGUAACAUCAGCCCCAGUUUUAGUGAAGACAAUUUAGUCUCAUGCACCCUGGACCUCUUCUUGGCUGGAACAGAGACAACUUCAACCACUCUGCGGUGGGCUCUGCUGUAUAUGGCCCUUUGUCCAGAGAUCCAAGGCAAAAUACAAGCCGAGAUCGACAGGGUGGUUGGCCAGUCCCGGCUGCCCACCAUGGCUGAUAGAGAAAAUAUGCCCUACACUAAUGCAGCCGUCCACGAAAUCCAGAGAAUGGGCAAUAUUGUUCCUUUCAACGUACCUAGAAUGUCCACAGUUGAUACCACGGUGGCAGGAUACCACGUGCCAAAGGGGACCUUAUUGGUGACCAAUCUGACUGCCUUGCACAGGGACCCCAAGGAGUGGGCUACCCCAGACGCCUUCAACCCAGAACACUUUCUGGAGGACGGUCAGUUUAAGAAAAGAGAGUCCUUUCUGCCUUUCUCAGCAGGGAAGAGGGUCUGCCUGGGAGAACAGCUGGCUCGCACUGAGCUCUUCAUUUUCUUCACUUGCCUGCUUCAGAGAUUCACAUUCCAGGCUCCCCCAGACACCCAACUGACCCUGGACUUCCGAAUUGGCCUUACCAUCUCUCCUGCCCCCUACAAAAUCUGUGCCAUUCCUCGGGAGACCCAAUCUGACCUUGACCUGUAGAGGAGCCUGCUUCAUGGGUGAGGAAGGCCCUGGGAUCAUCCACCUCCUCCAUGAUCACCCAUCCUGCCCUUUGAAACUUGGAUAGGGAAAGGGAGAGAAUUCAAGGAGAGGAGAAGAGGAGAAGAGACAAAAGGAGGGUAGCUGGCCAGAUAUGAACUUUCCUGCUUAGAAAAAGGAUAGACAUUAACACGACCCAAGGAAAGCAGAGUCCUUAAUCCAUUUGGAGAUUGAGGACCUUGUUCAAAUCCCAGCUCUGCCACUUGCCAGUAUUGAGUGACCUUGGAUCACUUUUUGUUGUCUCCCUGCUUCAGUUUACUCAACUAUAAAAUGAGGAAGAGUCUCUCUAAGGUCCCCUCCAUCUCUAAAUCUAUAACCUUGUUGAUGAUAUGAAUGGAAAGGGAACCAAUACUUUUCCUUCCCUACCUCAAGUAAUAGGGAAAAUGGGUAUUUUUGCUUGGUUGGUUGAUUACUUGCCUCUUGCUCUUGUAACUCAUGUAAUUUUGGGUGGUAUCACUUUAGGGAAGGUUGCAGAGAGUUCAGUGAGUUCCAGAAGGUCUCCAUAAGUUGGGGAAAGAUCCUUAGAGGCUGUCAGCUCGCUGUGGUUAAGGACUGUUUUUAUUAUUUCUUUGGAUCUCCAACCCCCAGUCCAGAGCCUUACAUAGAGAAAGAGCCCAGCCAAUCUUUGCCAAUUCUUUCAUCUCUAAAUUAUCUAAGGUUAUUUUCAGAGUUUAUUCAUGCUUAUUUCCUUUGAUUUCCAUAAUGUGAACGAUUCUUCAAUCAUCUAGGUUCCUCUUUCCUAUUAAAAUCUUAUUUUAGAUAAUAAUUCACAAUUACUCCACUCUCAGUUAGUCACUUGGGGAUAGGAACACUCACACCUUGAGUAUUACCAAUCUAUGAAUGUUCCCUAAUCCUGUGAAAGUUGCCAGUUCUUUUCAGAGAUUUUUACAUAAAAUAGAUUUCCAUAAUGUUAAUGGCAACCCUUUCAAUACCCCAGCCAAUCAGAAAAGGUUAACUCCCAUGUUACACACAAUCAUGUUGCUCAAAUUAUUUGUGUUCCCCUUUCUAAUAUUCCUCAUUUAUACCUAUAAAAGUGCUCUGUAAUCUCAUGAGGUCCCUGUAGCAACUAAUGUGGUCUUAGACCCAUUUUACGAUAAACUGCUAAUAAACUGAUACUGCUCAG